Molecule: messenger RNA, 879 nt
Organism: Microplitis mediator
Lineage: Eukaryota; Metazoa; Arthropoda; Insecta; Hymenoptera; Braconidae
Exons: 3
Coding region: 1-879 (292 amino acids)
Source: RefSeq, a predicted model, not a curated record
AUGCAACCAAUAAUGCAACGAUGGCGUCAACAAGUUCAACCAGAACAUCCUUUAACGCCUAGAAAUCUUAUGGAAUAUGCGGAUCUACUUCAACAGCCAGAAUGGCAAAAUUUAAAAAGUUAUGAGAAUGAUGAAUUAAGUGUACAAACAAUUCCAGUUGCUGAUGGGUCAUUUGUAAGUGUUAUUGGCAGUGUAAACUUUUUGGGACUGUUGAACCCUACAAGAUUAUUCAUGGAUGCAACUUUUAAAAUUACACCCAAAAAGCCACAAAUUUAUCAGUUUUUCACUAUUAUGGGAUUAAUAGAUGAUACGGCUUUACCAGUAUGUUGGAUGUUUAUGACCAGGAAGUCAUCAUUAGCUUAUACAGCAGGCCUAACAUAUUUUAAAAAUCAGUUAGCUCCUCACAUCCAACCUGAAAUUAUAAUUAUAGAUUUUGAGAGUUCUUUGGAAAUUGCUACUCGCUUAGCAUUCCCAUUAGCUAAAAUUGUCGGCUGUAACUUUCAUUAUUGUCAGGCACUGAUGAAAAAGUUUAAAAAGUACAAUUUAUUACAAUUUUGUAAAGAAUGGUUACCAGGUCAAAUUAUAAUGCGAAAAUUUUUGGCGUUAGCUUUAUUGCCACACCAUGAUAUAUUAACUGCAUUUAAUUGGUUGGUCGAAAACUUGCCCAUUGAUGUUCAUCAGAUAUUUGCACCGUUUAUACAAUAUUUUAGACGUCAGUGGCUGCUUAGAGUGCCACCAAUAAGAUAUAGUGUACAUAAUGAAGAAUAUCGAACUAAUAAUAAUUCAGAAUCUAGUAACCGUCGUAACAAACUUAGAUUUGGAAUUCAUCCUAAAAUAUGGACAUUUAAUACAGGUAUAAUAACAAGAUUUUCAGAAUAA